Molecule: messenger RNA, 1160 nt
Organism: Mercenaria mercenaria
Lineage: Eukaryota; Metazoa; Mollusca; Bivalvia; Venerida; Veneridae
Exons: 4
Coding region: 110-421 (103 amino acids)
Cellular component (GO): membrane
Source: RefSeq, a predicted model, not a curated record
UUGUAUAGACUUUAUUACACACAUUUAGAUGAACUUUUGUUUUUUCUUUAAAGACUUAAUUAACAAGUUUCAAUUAAAUAAUUGAAAACAUGGAACUACAAGCUUGAAAAUGAUUAUAGAAAAUAGAGAAGGACAGACAAACAGUGAGGUGUUUAAAAUAGAAGAUACAGGGCAAACAAGUAACAGACAAAUUCAAGAACACUCAGGGGUGUUGCUAUGGACACUGGUGAUCGCAUCUGUUGUCGUAUUUCCUCCUGUUGGGCUUGUAGCUCUCUAUUUCUUGUUAACGGCAAGGAAACAGUUUCAGGACGGAAAUUCAGUUGGUGCCAACGCGCGUGGCCAGCUCGCGCAGAUUAUAGCAUCGGUUGCCGUGGUGCUUGGUGCAGUCUGGAUUGGCCUUGUUAUUGGACUAGUUAUUUGAUCUGUGACUGUUUUAUGACUGAGAAAACAUGAACAUCUAACUGCGAUGGCAUGAUUUCUCCUCAAUAUGUAUCUGCGUUUGUUAAUAAGAAGCAACUGGUUGGCCUAAAGUGCGCAAAUAUCAUCAGCUACAUCAUAGCAAUGAGCUAUAUUUAUACUUCUUUGAUCAUAGGUAUAGGAGAGCAACGUGGGAGCCGGGCUAUCCAACUUUGAGUGUAUGUGUUUGGAGUGGCAAAAUAAUUUUUCCUUGGUCCUUUGCAUUUGGCACAAAGAUAUUGAUUUUACAGGAAAAAAUAAAGUAAGCCUGUUUUAUGAGCGAAUAGAUCUAACGAUACAUGCUUCUGAAUAUAGUAGUCUCUCUCUCUAUCUCUGGUGCUUUCCCUUGCUCUGUCCCUCUGGUCAGAUCGCUCAGUGUCUGUACUAAUAGAGAAUGAACUUGGAGCCCCGAGUGGCUACCUUUGUACUGUGUAAAACGCCUUUGAACGUGUUUAUCAUGAUAAGGGCGCUAUAUAAGUCUUGUAUAAUAUAAAUAACAGAUAUAAUGUAUAUUUCAAUAGGAAAAAAUGAUUUUUGGGGUUGUUUAAAAUGUUUACGAAAAUUUUUGGGCGUGUCGCCAGAUUGGCUCCUAAUUUUUGAAGACGCUCCUAUGCCGGUCUGUAGUGAACAGUUUGUUUUUAUAUAUCAUAGUGUGCAAAUGUUGGUUACACCCUUCGACUUCAUGUCUGAUAAAUGAGUAAAAU